ACUUACACCAGACCUCUCCCAACAUCCCAACUCCUGCCCUCCAACCCGCCCCCCAGCGACCACCGCCCCCCCGACUCCCCAGACACCCCCAGUGCUCGAUACCAUGGCGGAGAUUCGUCGCAAGCUCGUUAUCGUCGGCGACGGUGCCUGUGGAAAGACCUGUCUGCUCAUUGUCUUCUCCAAGGGCACCUUCCCUGAGGUCUACGUGCCCACUGUCUUCGAGAACUAUGUUGCCGACGUAGAGGUCGACGGCAAGCACGUCGAGCUCGCCCUCUGGGAUACCGCAGGCCAGGAGGAUUACGACCGUCUGCGCCCUCUUUCGUACCCCGACUCACACGUUAUCCUCAUCUGCUUCGCCAUCGACUCGCCCGAUUCGCUCGACAACGUCCAGGAGAAGUGGAUUUCCGAGGUGCUGCACUUCUGCCAGGGCCUGCCCAUCAUCCUCGUCGGCUGCAAGAAGGAUCUUCGCUUCGACCAGAAGACGAUUGAGGAGCUGCACAAGACUUCCCAGAAGCCUGUGACCCCCGAGCAGGCCGAGGAUGUCCGCAAGAAGAUCGGUGCGCUCAAGUACCUCGAGUGCUCGGCAAAGACGAACGAGGGUGUGCGGGAAGUAUUUGAACACGCCACCCGCGCUGCCCUGACCACCCGGAAAGAGAACAAGAAGAAGAAGUGCCUGAUCUUGUAAGGUCGACACGGCGUACAUGCGGUGGCCGCCGCAGCACCCUGUCGUGGCUACACAGGGGCCCCCAAACGAGCCUGCGGCGGCCGUGAGCUAGGUGGUUGAUAUGAAGACACAUGUGAAUGGUGGGCUGUCGAAGGCGCGCAUCU
This is a messenger RNA of Paraphaeosphaeria sporulosa, 828 nucleotides long. Its product is annotated as GTP-binding protein rho1 precursor. The transcript has 5 exons. Lineage: Eukaryota; Fungi; Ascomycota; Dothideomycetes; Pleosporales; Didymosphaeriaceae. Gene Ontology annotation, molecular function: GTPase activity; GTP binding. Bases 104 to 685 code for a protein of 193 amino acids. Gene Ontology annotation, biological process: small GTPase-mediated signal transduction. The record is from RefSeq and is a predicted model, not a curated record.